UUUAUGCACUGAAAAAAAUCUUCUAAUGGAAAUAAAGCAAGAAGCAUCUGACAUGGAUUUUACCACUGAAGGCAGGCUGAGAACACGGUGUCUGCUGCUGUCACUUCUGCUCCUGGCAGCCUGGGAGGCAGGGAGCGGCCAGCUCCACUACUCCGUCCCGGAGGAAGCCAAACACGGAACCUUCGUGGGCCGCAUCGCUCAGGACCUGGGUCUAGAGCUGGCGGAGCUGGUGCCCCGCCUGUUCAGGGUGACGUCCAAGGAUCGCGGGGACCUUCUGGAGGUAAAUCUGCAGAAUGGCAUUUUGUUUGUGAAUUCUCGGAUCGACCGGGAGGCGUUGUGCGGGCGGAGCGCGGAGUGUAGCAUCCACCUGGAGGUGAUCGUGGACCGGCCGCUGCAGGUUUUCCACGUGGAGGUGGAGGUGAAGGAUAUUAAUGAUAACCCUCCUGUCUUCUCUGUAAAGGAGCAAAGAAUUUUAAUUUAUGAAUCCAGGCUGCCAGAUUCUUUGUUUCCACUAGAGGGCGCAUCAGAUGCUGAUGUUGGAUCAAAUUCUAUCUUAAUCUAUAAACUCAGUCCCAGCGAAUACUUUGGGCUAGAUGUGAAAACAAACAGUGAUGGUAACAAACAAAUUGGACUAUCGUUGAAAAAAUCCUUGGACAGAGAGGAUGCUCCUGAGCAUAAGCUGCUGCUAACAGCCACAGAUGGAGGCAAACCUGAGCUCACAGGCUCUGUUCAGCUGCUGGUCACUGUGCUGGAUGUGAACGAUAACGCCCCUACUUUCCAGCAGUCUGAGUAUGAAGUGAGAAUAUUGGAAAACUCACACAACGGAACGACGGUUAUUAGACUGAACGCUUCUGACAGGGACGAAGGAACUAAUUCAGCAAUUUCCUACUCUUUUAAUAAACUGGUCUCGCCCAUGGUUCUUGAGCAGUUUAGCAUAGAUACAGAUACAGGAGAGAUCAUAAUCCACGGGAACUUGGAUUUUGAACAAGUCAGUGUCUACAAAAUCCGCGUUGACGCGACGGACAAAGGACACCCUCCGAUGGCGGGUCAUUGCACUGUUCUAGUGAAGGUUUUGGAUGAAAAUGACAAUGUGCCUCAGAUCACAUUGACUUCCUUAUCGCUGCCUGUUCGAGAGGACGCUGCACUGGGUACUGUCAUUGCUCUAAUUAGCGUUUCGGACCUGGACUCCGGAGCUAACGGGCAGGUGACCUGUUCCUUGACCGCUCAUGUCCCCUUCAAGUUGGUGUCCACCUUCAAGAAUUACUAUUCGCUCGUGCUGGACAGCGCCCUGGACAGAGAGACCACACCUGACUAUAAAUUGGUGGUGACAGCCCAGGACGGAGGCUCGCCCUCGCUGUGGGCCACAGCCAGCGUGUCUGUAGAGGUCGCUGACGUGAAUGACAACGCGCCCGCAUUUCCGCAGUCCGAAUACACAGUGUUCGUGAAGGAGAACAACCCGCCUGGCACGCACAUCUUCACGGUGUCGGCCACAGACGCGGAUGCGCAGGAGAACGCGCUGGUGUCCUACUCGCUGGUGGAGAGGCGGGUGGGCGAGCGCUCGCUGUCGAGCUUCGUGUCUGUGCACGCGGAGAGCGGCAAGGUGUUCGCCCUGCAGCCUCUGGACCAUGAGGAGCUGGAGCUGCUGCAGUUCCAGGUGAGCGCGCGGGAUGCUGGUGUGCCUUCCCUGGGCAGCAAUGUGACUCUGCAGGUGUUUGUGCUGGAUGAGAAUGACAACGCACCCACGCUGCUAGGACCUUGGUCGCAAGGAUCCGGUAGUGUAGUGAGCGAGCUUGUGUCCCCCUCAGUGGUUCCCGGCCAAGUUGUCACUAAGGUGCGCGCGGUAGAUGCGGAUUCUGGCUACAAUGCGUGGCUGUCUUACGAACUGCAUCCUUUAACGGGUGGAACGCGGAGCCUGUUCCGGGUUGGUCUGUACACAGGCGAGAUAAGUACUACACGUACCCUGGAGGAGGCGGAUGGACCACGUCAUCGCCUAUUAGUGCUGGUGAAGGACCAUGGGGAGCCUGCGCAGACGGUCACUGCCACUGUGUUAGUAUCUCUGGUUGAGAACAGCCAAACUCCAAAAGCCUCUUCGCGGGCGUCAGGCUCCACUGGCCGGGAAAUUUCUUUAGUGAACGUCAAUGUGUACUUGAUCAUUGCUAUCUGCGCGGUGUCCAGCCUGCUAGUUCUAACUCUCAUGAUAUACACUGCACUUCGGUGCUCAGUGCCGCCCACAGAGGGCGUGUGCGGGUCUGGGAAGCCCGUGCUGGUGUGUUCCAGCGCGGUGGGAACCUGGUCAUACUCACAGCAGAGGAGACAGAGGUGUGCUCUGGAGAGGGACCACCCAAAACCGACCUCAUGGCCUUUAGCCCGGGUCUUCCUCCUUGUCCGGUAG
Molecule: messenger RNA, 2392 nt
Organism: Chionomys nivalis (European snow vole)
Lineage: Eukaryota; Metazoa; Chordata; Mammalia; Rodentia; Cricetidae
Product: protocadherin alpha-6-like
Biological process (GO): homophilic cell-cell adhesion
Cellular component (GO): plasma membrane
Molecular function (GO): calcium ion binding
Source: RefSeq, a predicted model, not a curated record